Molecule: messenger RNA, 564 nt
Organism: Perkinsus marinus ATCC 50983
Lineage: Eukaryota; Perkinsozoa; Perkinsida; Perkinsidae
Exons: 6
Coding region: 1-564 (187 amino acids)
Source: RefSeq, a predicted model, not a curated record
AUGCAGCAGGAAGAGCAGGAGGAGUCUGCGGAGAGAGAAGGAGAACACAUCAUCAUCACACAUUUUGGAGAUAAUACAUCUCUAAAGGCACCCUUAUUAUCUGAUAAACAAGAAGUAGAAGGUAUAGAAGAGAGUCAUGAAGCAUCAUUGAAGGAGUCUAUUAUGGAUAAUCUUACGUAUAUGUUCGAUUUCUUUACUGAUGUUGAGAAUAAUAAUGGUUAUGAUGAUGAUAGAGGAUGUAUUGUAUCUGGUGAUACGGGUGAUACUACUACUACACAUGAGUCUUAUCUUAUACAAGGAUUAGAUGCUAAUUAUGAUAAGAUAGUACAAGCUUUCUAUAUAGUAUUGUUGGCUUAUUUUGCUGCCGAAGAUGUUGAAAUGUUUGUAUCAUUUGUGGGUACUUUCUGUUCUAUACCUCUUGCAUUUAUCCUACCUGCAAUACUACAUAAACGCCUUGUUGGGGGUAAUCAUAAUAUUAAUACGUCAAUACUCAACUCUAUUGUCCGUCUAAUCAUCAGGUACAACAGUAUAAAGAGUAUCGUUACUGUCAAGAAUGUGUAUUGA